Aspergillus heteromorphus CBS 117.55 is the source of this 6657-nucleotide messenger RNA. RefSeq names its product polyketide synthase. The transcript has 3 exons. The record is from RefSeq and is a predicted model, not a curated record. Gene Ontology annotation, molecular function: phosphopantetheine binding; fatty acid synthase activity. Gene Ontology annotation, biological process: fatty acid biosynthetic process; secondary metabolite biosynthetic process. Bases 94 to 6657 code for a protein of 2187 amino acids. NCBI's taxonomy places the organism in Eukaryota, Fungi, Ascomycota, Eurotiomycetes, Eurotiales, Aspergillaceae.
GCCAUCCUGUUCUCCUCUCGCAUUUUCGUUCUGUCUUUUUCCUCUUUCAUAACUCGAGGCCAGCCGCUGGACCUCGACUCUCCAAGCACAACAAUGGACCCAUCACUUCAGAAGCUACUGGCAACAGGUGGCAACACAGUCCUUGUCUUCGGUCCGCAAGUGGCGGUGUUCGAUUCAAAAUUCAUUGAACACGUUCGCGCUGGCCUGGCGGAAGGGCCAGACUUUCUGCGACACACGAUAUCCAGCCUCCCCGAGUAUUGGGAUGGACUGGUCGCAGAGCUCCCGGAGAUCGAACAAACCAUUCCCGGGAAAGAGCACGUUCAAACCCUCAUACACUGCUUAGAACAUGGGCUGGAUCAGGAGAUACGGCGAGCGCCGAAUAUGAUCGUUUCCCCGAUUGCCGUUAUAGAAGAAUUCCUGCAAUAUUGGCGGUUUCUGCAGAUGAUUCACGGUAAUGAAGGAGAGGCGACCUCCGACGGAAAGACCGACCUGCAGGCCUGGUGGCUCGCCCGCCAACAGAACAGCAAGACAGCCACCUUGGGCUUCUGCGGGGGGCUCUUCGCGUCAUUUGCCGUGGCCUCCUCUCAUACCUGGGAGGAGCUCGAACAGAAUGUCGCGGCUAUGGUGCGGUUGAGCAUGGUGACCAGCGCAAUGGUGGAUGCCUACGAGGUGUGGGAUGGACGUUCAGAGUCGUUCGCUGCCAUCUGUCGCCAAGAACAACAGGGGGAACAGAUGCGCGGCAUCCUGGAAGAACUCGCAUCGGAUGCUCAUGUCCAGGCAACCUUUGACGUCGGGUGCGCCACGCUGUGUGUGUCUCAGGAGCAGGCGCCCGUCUUGCUCGACCGACUGCGUGCGGUAGGCGUCAAGACCUCCCGAUUGGGCAUUCAUGGUCGUGCCCAUCACCCUGGCGAUCAAGGUCGUCGCAGUGUCGCCGUCCUCACCAAGCUUUGCGAGUCUAUGCCGGGCCUCCGGCUGCCGGAUGCCUCCCAGGUCUCCAUGCCGACUUACAACGGGGCAACUCCCAUCUCCGAGGGCGGUUUGCAUGAGAUGGCCGUCCGUGGCAUCCUGUCCCAGCCAUGCCAUUGGUAUCGCACAUUUAUGGCGGUCCAUGCCCAGCUCGAUACACCGCUUGUAGUUUCUUUUGGCGAGGAGUGUGUGCCCAGAUCCAUGGUGUCCGGGAUCCGUUCCACGUUCUUGAGCAUGAAGGCUUUACAGCGAGCAAAGAGCACUUCUAACGCAGAAAUCCCUUCAUUCGAGACGGUAGCAAUCGUGGGAAUGGCAAUCAAGACCGCGGGCGCGGACGACAUCGAUGAGUUCGCGUCCCUACUGCGCAGCGGGCAAUCGCAGCACGAGAGAGUGCGAGCCGAGCGGAUCCCACUUGACACGAGUCGGGAAUGGUACGCCAACAUGAUGCAAGACACAGACGCAUUCGAUCACAAGUUCUUCAAGCGUAGCCCGCGCGAGUCGGCGACGAUCGACCCACAGCAGCGCCUGUUCUUGCAGACGGUGUACCAGGCGCUAGAAGAUGCGGGAUACUUCGCGACGAAGACACGGACAGGGUCGUCGCCUUCAAAUGUGGGGGUCUUUGCUGGAUCGACGAUGAACGACUAUGAGCAUCACACGGUGGGACAUAGUCCUGGCGCGUUCACAGGGACGGCCACGAAGAGCUAUAUUCCUGCGCGAGUGGCCCAUUUCUUUGGCUGGACGGGUCCGACAAUCGUGUAUGACACGACAUGUUCCUCGUCCAUGGUAGCUCUACAUGCUGCGUGCCGGAGCCUUCUGUCGGGGGAAUGCGCCGCCGCGGUGGCUGGCGGUGUUAAUAUCAUGACACACCCGCAUACCUUCCGCGCUCUCGCAGCCGGAAAUUUCAUCAGUCCAACCGGUCAGUGCAAGCCGUUCGAUCAAGCGGCGGACGGCUACUGUCGGGCUGAGGCCGUUGGCUGCGUCUAUCUGAAGCGCAUGUCAGACGCAGUGCGCGACGGGGAUCGAGUUAUCGGUGCCAUCUCCAGCACGGCCGUCUUGCAGAAUCUGAACACUACUCCUUUCUUUGUUCCGAACUCCCCGUCUCUCUCGCAACUUUUGUCGACAAUCCUAGACCAAGCAAAGAUGGAUCCAGCCGCGAUCUCCGUCAUGGAAGCCCAUGGGACAGGCACAACAGUGGGCGAUGCGGCCGAGUAUGAAAGUAUCCGACAGGUGGUGGCAGGCCCUAAGCGCGCACGGCCUCUAAUCCUCGGUUCGGUCAAGGGACAUGUGGGCCAUGCGGAGGGUACCUCGGGCGUGGUAUCCUUGAUCAAGAUCCUGGCCAUGAUGCAGGAGAACUUUAUCCCUCCCCAAGCCAGCUUCUCCACCCUAUCGUCUCAUCUCAACGCCACCCCGACGGAUAUGAUCGAGGUGUCCACUGCACUGCGAAAAUGGCCCAGUGGAUCUCGAGCAGCAGUCAUUAGUAACUACGGAGCAACCGGCUCGAUUGCUGCCAUGGUGGUCACGAAACCCCCCCCAAGAAGCGAGGUUUCCUCUCUCGAACAUUCACACGCAGGGAAUCUCGUGCCCUUGUGGAUUGCUGGUUUGGAUGAGCGCAGCAUCAGCGCAUAUUGUGUUCGACUCUUGAGAUAUCUUCAAUCGCACCCAACUGCCGCCUUAUCGGAUAUUGCAUUCAACGUCAACCAGUCGUCCAACCGGGCCUUGCCCCAAAGAGCCCUCCUCUGUUGUCGAUCCAGAAAGGAGCUGGAGGAAAGGCUGGCUCAACUGGCGUCCCGCACUCACACCAAGACAGGCGAAGCCAAUCCACAAAUCACCAUUGCACCAAAGGAGCGCCCACUCAUCCUUUGCUUCGGAGGUCAGGCCGGCCAGUCCAUUGGUCUUGAUCGCACUCUUUACGAGAAUGUCACUCUUCUCCGCGACCAUUUAGAUCAGUGUGAUGUGGCCAUUCAGGCUGCCGGGGCCGGUAGUAUCUAUCCAGGCAUCUUCUCCCGGGAGCCCAUCGCGGACCAAGUUCACCUUCAGGUAAUGCUCUUUGCCAUGCAGUACGCUUGCGCACGCUCCUGGCUUGACACCGGCGUAUUGUCCAGGACUGUCGCGGUAGUAGGCCACAGCUUUGGCGAGAUCACUGCUCUCUGCAUAUCAGGAACUUUGACCCUUCAAGAAACAGUGCAAUUACUGAUUGCCCGGGCAAAGUUGGUGCGCGAUGAGUGGGGUAAUGAUUCUGGAGCCAUGCUCACGAUCAAUGCGGAGGAGUCGACGGUUACUCAGAUUCUCGCCGAAGCAAAUGUCCGCUACACCGGGGCUCACCCAGCUUCCAUUGCAUGCUACAAUGGACCACUUCAGUUCACGUUAGGCGGAUCAUCGGAGGCCAUAGAUGCCGUUCAGGCUGUAUGCGAUGAGCAACAGCCAACGAUUAAAACAAGGCGGCUUGCGGUGACCAAUGCUUUCCACACCUCACUGGUUGAUCCUCUUUGCAAUCGGCUGGCAGAACUCAACCAGCGCGUCUCAUGGAAGAAGCCCGUCAUUCGCCAGGAACGAGCCACAGAGUCUCCAGUCGAUACCCCAUUCCACUUUGCAGAGCAUAUGAGACACCCGGUCUACUUCCGGCAAGCCAUUCAGCGGCUGGCCGAGGAGCACCCAUCCGCUGUAUGGCUUGAGGCAGGAUCAGCCUCCGGUGUCACCACAAUGGCUAGCGGCACUCUCAAGACUGCCGCAGGGCCUCACUCUUUCCACUCGCUGAACGUGACUGAUGGCCGGGGAGGCUUGGAUGGCCUGGUGACGACUACCAUGUCCCUCUGGACGGAGGGUAUCCCAGUCACGUUCUGGGGUCACCACCCCGUGCAAGCCUCAACAGUCGCGCUACGAUCGCUACCUCCGUAUCAAUUUGAGAAAUCGCGGCACUGGCUCGAACUCAAGCUGCCGCAAGACCUGGCAUCGGCUAGUUCGGGAAGCCCCGAGCGCAAGGAGGCGCAGGGCCUGGCAGACCUGAUCAAAUUUGUUGGUAACCGAGAAGAGACAGACUCUAAGAAUUCGAUCGGCGGGAGCUAUUCACGGCCUUACUUCGCCAUCGACACGAGCGCCCGUCUCUAUUCGGAGUUGCUUAACGGCCAUGUUCUCAACAGGACUACUCCAGUUCUGCCCGUGGGUGUUCAGAUUGGUCUCGCCUUCCAUGCCUUGCUCAGCCUCCGUCCCCAAUGGGUCACUGACCGGAUGCAACCGAUGGUCCAGGACAUGAUCAACCACGCUUUCAUUUGUGAUGAUCCGUCGCGAAAGCUGUGGUUGGAGUUCCACGUCAAAGAUGAGAAGCAGCUGACAUGGGAUUGGGCCAUUGUGAGUACUGAUGGCGCCGAGUUGCCUCAUACUCGGCUCAUGCAUGUGGAGGCACGCAUGCAGAUGUAUCAUCCAUACGAUGUUGCAUACCAAGCCGAGUUUAGGCUCCUGCAGACUCUGGCCAGCUACAAGGAAUGCAGCGCACUGUUCGCACACGCCAACACGAGUAGCGAUGCCGAUGAGGGCGCCGACGAGAUCCAGAUUGCUCAAGGGUCCACCGUGUACCACCUCAUGGACAAGGUUGUCCAGUACGGGGAGCCCUAUCGAUGGCUCAAACGGGUGGUUAGCCGAGGUUCCAGCGCUGCUGGCUGUGUUCGCAAGCGGAAAGUUGACCUGGCCUCUGCUUUCGAUGUCGGGCUAGUUGAUGCGUUCUGUCAAGUAGGGAGCAUCGCCAUCAACUGCAUGAACGAUACCGUGCAUCCGGACGACGUUUGGGUCCACAGGGGAUGCAACCGAUGGAUCCGCUCUCCCAAUGUCAGCACAGUACGAGAGACAUCGCAUGUCCUCGUGCGUCAUCGGCAUAUUUCCGAUCGCCUUCGGGAGAUGGAUGUUUUUGUUUUUGAUCCUACGACUGGUGCUUUGGUGGAGGCAAUGCUGGGGGCGCGGGCUGUACAGUUCCCCAAGGCCGCUCUGAGCGACAUUCUCACUCGGCUUAACGCGGAUCAACCCGUUUCCCAGAGUACUGCGCAAGUGGCCCAUCGUCGUGCCGCCCCAGUCAAAGACCAAGGCCCUCAAGUGGUCGUGCAGUCAGACCAGGAUUCCGCAGCUGAGGGGAGACGCGGGUUUGAGCACACUCUCGAGGAUGUACGGGUGAUGGUCGCCAAGCUGCUGGGAGUCAAUGAGAACGAGGUGGCCCCUCAAUCCCAGUUGGCCGACUUGGGCAUUGACUCUCUGAUGAGUGUUGAGCUGGGCUCCGACAUCGAGACCACUUUCAAAUGCUUGCCUGACGAGGCGGAUAUGAUGGAGGCGACAAGCGUGGAGGAGUUGGCUCUUUGCAUCUGGAACACACUACGCGGAGACGACACGGCAGGAUCCGAAAAAAGCGAGGAAACCCUGAUCGUUGAAAAGGUUGGAGACGGUGAAAAUCCCGGGGAGAUCAUGCAACGCCAGGAAAGAGCCCAGGAGCUUGUCUCCAAGUACACAUCCGGGUUCACGGCGCCUAUUCCUGCGCCGGUCAACGAUUCCCCGGGAGGCGAAUGCAAGAAAUCAGUGGUCAUCGUCACCGGAGGCACGGGUAACUUGGGGUCGCACGUUGCCGCCCUGCUAUCCCAGAGUCCAGCUGUCGAGACCGUUGUGUGCCUCAACCGGCGUGCUCGUGGGGUACCAGCGAUGACUCGACAGCACGACGCCUUUUCCUCGCGCGGCAUUGAGCUAUCCCAAGACGCGUUGGACAAGCUCCGCGUGUUGGAGUCGACCACAACGGACGCACAGCUGGGACUAUUGGAUGAGGACUAUCAGUGGCUCGUAACCAACGGGACAGACAUCAUCCAUUGUGCAUUUCCCCUCAGCCCGACGCAGACCGUGCGCGGACUCGAGCCCCAAUUCCAAGCCAUGCGCCACCUGCUAGACCUCGCGCACAGCAUGGCCUGCCAACCACGCACAGAGCGAUCCUCUCGCGUGGGCUUCCAGAUGAUAUCCUCCGUCAGUGUUGUCGGUUAUUCUGAGGAAACGCCAGUGCGUGAAGAGCUUCGUGGCAUGGAGGGCACCCAAGCGAUGGGCUACUCCGAGGCCAAAUGGGUAUGUGAGCACAUUCUCGAGGCAACCCUGCGGCAAUACCCCGAACACUUCCGGGCCAUGACUGUUCGAAUUGGCCAAAUUGGCGGAUCAACCACCAGCGGCUUCUGGACCUGCGCCGAACAUGUCCCCUUUCUCAUCAAGUCCGCGCAGACGCUGCGCGCAUGGCCUGAUCUCGGGGGCCAUGUCUCGUGGGUCGCCGUCGACCAGAUCGCGACUAUUCUCAUGGAUCUCCUGGCUGUCGGUGUUAAACACGAUGUCCCGACGCCAAACUCCGUCUACCAUAUUGAGCACCCCAUGGCCAGGACCUGGAAGGAGAUGGCACCCGUCAUGGCCGCCGCUCUCAAUAUCCCUGCCUCCCGGAUCAUUCCAGUUAAGGAAUGGGUUGCUCUUGUCCGAAACUCCCCGCUCGAGAGAUCGGAUAAUCCUGCUAUUUUGUUUGCUAGCUUCUUUGAGUCGGCGUAUGAAUCGUUGAUGUGUGGGAGGGUUCUGGAUACGACGUGGACGCAGGCUCAUUCUCCAGCUAUGGCGAAGCUGGAGCCGAUCGGUGAUGAGAUGGUGGGGUUGUAUAUUGAUGCGUGGAAGAAGCUGGGGUUUCUUGGUUCUCAAUAG